Messenger RNA from Sabethes cyaneus, 5376 nucleotides. RefSeq lists its product as uncharacterized. Bases 1 to 5376 code for a protein of 1791 amino acids. Gene Ontology annotation, molecular function: zinc ion binding; nucleic acid binding. Gene Ontology annotation, biological process: DNA integration. Lineage: Eukaryota; Metazoa; Arthropoda; Insecta; Diptera; Culicidae. The transcript has a single exon. The record is from RefSeq and is a predicted model, not a curated record.
AUGUCUACGAAACCGGAGAAGAGGUUGGCUGAUUGCCUUACAAAGCGAAAGGCGUUGCUGGUUAUCCAAGAGUCCGUAGAGAAGUUCAUAAAGCAGUAUGACAACGAGAAUGACGUGUACCAAAUUCCGAUUCGACUUGAGGCGUUAGACAGAAUUUAUACCGAAUUCCAAGAUCUGCAGGCGGACAUUGAGAAGUACGAUGACGCUGAAAAAUUGGAGGAGCGUAUGGAAGAGCGAGCAGUUUUCGAAUCGAGAUUUUGCUCCGCAAAGGGGUUUCUACUGAUGAAGCGUUCCACAGAUCCGAACCAGUCAACAGUGUUGAAUACAUCACUAACAGCCAACAAUCAACCAGCAUCGACUAGUUUCCAUCUACGGUUGCCAAAAAUUGAUCUUCCAAGAUUUGACGGUGAUUUCUCUCGAUGGCUUUCCUUCCGUGACACGUUCACUUCCAUGGUCCAUUCCAAUGCGGACAUUCCGACAGUAGCAAAGCUACAGUACCUUCUACAAUCCUUGGAAGGAGAAGCUCAUAAGCCGUUUGAGUCAAUCAAUAUAGAAGCGGACAACUAUGCACUCACCUGGGAUACUUUACUGAAGCGCUACGACAAUAAACGGUAUUUGAAGCGACAAUUAUUCCGAGCCCUUUAUGAUAUCCCACCACUGAAGAGAGAAUCCCCAAAGGAGUUACACGAUUUAGUAGACGAUUAUCAGCGACAUGUCAAGGCAUUGGCGAAGCUUAAGGAACCUGUCGGCUAUUGGGACACUCCGUUGAUCAAUCUGUUGAUUUAUAAGCUGGAUCCUACAACCCUCCGAGCCUGGGAGGAAAAGACUAGCAGUAGUGACGACGUCACGUACGAGCAGCUAGUAGACUUCCUGUAUCAACGGGUCCGAAUGUUGAAGUCCGUCGUCACUGAUUUGAAUCAUCGUUCUACUCAACCCGGCCAAGUGAAGGUGGCCGGUCCCACACAAACCCAGAAGAAACCAUUCAAGAUGGUAUCCAAUUCCGCCACGGCUGAAAGCAAAUCCUAUACUCCGAAUUGUAUUGCGUGUCCGGAGAGCCAUUUCCUUUUCCAAUGUCCAGCAUUUUCCAAGAUGUCCGUUCACCAGCGUCGAGAGCUGGUAUCCCAGAAGCGCCUAUGCUGGAACUGUUUCCGCUCUGGACACCAAAGUCGGAAUUGUACAUCCAAGUAUAACUGCCGUAAUUGCCACCAGAAACAUCAUACCUUACUGCACGAAACUGUAGAACCGAAGGUUCAAUCCACAUCAGUUGUCGUUUCUGGUCAUCCAACCCAACAACCGAUUCCAUCCACGUCUAGUGCCGCUAAGACCCCCAGAUCAGAGAAUUCCAACACCCAAAUAAGCUUGUCGGUACAAUCGUGUCAAUCCACUGUCCUGUUGGAAACUGUCAACCUCCUAGUUAUGGACCAGAACGGAAGGGAGCAUUCCGCUCGCGCCCUUUUAGAUUCGGGCUCCAUGUGCAGUUUCAUUACGAAGAAAUUGGCCAAUACACUCAACCUCCGUCGUACGAAAGUAGACAUCGCCGUGUCAGGAAUCGGAGAAACGUCGAAGCAGAUCAAACGCAAAUUGACAGCUACUAUCAAAUCCAAGCUGCUUUCGUACAGUACCACACUCGAUUUCCUAAUCCUGAAAAAACCUACAGUUUGCCUACCAACUACAGCAAUUGAUGUGUCAUCGUGGAAGUUUCCUGAAGUUACGUUAGCCGAUCCAUACUUCCACAUUCCAGCCGACAUUGACAUGAUUGUCGGUGGGGAAAUCUACCACGACUUGCACACUGGCAACAAGGUAUUGUUCGGCGAAGGACAACCUGUAUUCGUCGAGACCGCUUUCGGAUGGACUGUCACAGGAAAGGUAUCAAUCCAAUCAUCCGAAAUCCCCCGAGUAUGUCACCUCACCACUGUGGACCGAAACUUGGAACAAGCUCUCCAGAAAUUCUGGGAGUUAGAAGCUGUCGAACCGUGUUCUAAGUUCACAACCGAAGAAAAUCUCUGUGAAGAACUGUAUGCCACUACCACCACUCGCGAUUCGUCGGGUCGUUACGUUGUAUCCUUGCCACUCACCCGCGAUCCGCUCGUCACUCUCGGUAAUUCACGUACCAUUGCCGAACGUUGCUUGUUAAACCUCGAAAGACGUUUUAAGCGAGAUCCAACCACCAAAGAGGCCUACUGUCGCUUCAUGGAAGAAUACGAACGCCUAAACCACAUGGUGAAACUCGUGGAUCCAGUAGACGAAACCCAGCCACACUGCUACCUGCCUCACCAUCCGGUGUUCAAAGAGUCCAGCACUACCACGAAGAUUCGAGUCGUCUACAACGCGUCUUGCAAGACCUCGUCUGGAUUCUCUGUGAACGACUUACAGUUAGUUGGACCCGUCGUUCAAGAAGAUCUACUGUCGAUCCACAUCCGAUUCCGCAUCCACCAGAUUGCAUUCGUUGCCGACGUGGAGAAAAUGUACCGGCAAAUCCUGCUGAACCCCUCGUGUCGCCGGUAUCAACUUAUCCUCUGGCGUCCCAACCCAGAUCAACCGAUCGCAACGUACGAAUUACAAACCGUAACGUACGGUUUCGCGUCAGCUCCAUUCUUGGCAACCCGUACACUCCAACAAAUUGCGCUGGACGCAGCCGUAACAUAUCCAGCCGCAGCCGCGGCAGCUCAGAGAGACUUCUAUGUGGAUGACUUCCUGUCUGGUGCCGACACUGUUGAAUCCGCAAUCCGCAUCCGCCGUGAGAUGUCCGCCAUGCUAUCAGCCGCAGGCUUUCCACUGAAGAAAUGGGCUUCAAAUUCUCCUGAAGUCCUAGCCGAUAUCCCCACAGAAGACCGUGCCUUUGCGGAUUACCAUGAUCUUCAGGAUGAUCAAUCCGUAUCCACUCUCGGACUCAUCUGGGACCCGAGAUCCGAUGUGAUGAGCUUCAAGGUUCAACUUCCAUUGCCAGCACCAACUCUAACAAAACGGAAGAUUAUGUCGUACGUAGCGCAGAUAUUUGACCCACUUGGCCUGGUGGGACCAGUAAUAGUAAUCGCGAAGCUCUUUAUGCAGCGCUUAUGGUCGCUGAAGACCGAUGAAGGAGAUUCCUACGAAUGGGAUCGUCCUCUACCUCCAUCUCUCCAAACCGAGUGGAAAGAAUUCCACGGAACACUUGAUACCAUCGCCACUCUCCGAAUUCCACGUUGUGUAUCCUUGGCUAACGCAACCUCAUUCCAACUCCACUUCUUUUCCGAUGCCUCACAGAGAGCAUACGGAGUAUGCUGCUACGUUCGCUCAGAAUGCGCCGAGAGCGUUCAUGUCCAGUUACUGACGUCCAAGUCCAAGGUUGCUCCGUUAGCUAAGUCACAAACAAUCGCACGUCUGGAGUUGUGUGGGGCCGUAUUAGCAGCCAAUGUUUAUAAGAAAGUAAUCCAAGCUCUUCCACGACCCGCUGAAGUUUUCUGCUGGACAGACUCGUCCACUGUACUACACUGGUUAGACUCCCCGCCAUCCCGAUGGAAACCAUUCGUAGCUAACCGGGUAGCUAUGAUCCAGGAAACUACCGAAUCCUGUCAUUGGAACCAUGUUCUAGGAACCUCCAAUCCAGCUGAUCCUCUUUCCCGUGGUGUCAAUCCGGUCGACAUCGAACAACAUUCGCUUUGGUGGAAUGGUCCGGACUGGCUAUCCCUGCCACCAUCUCAGUGGCCCGUGAGCGAGUUGCCAUCGCUCGACCCUUGCUGGAUGUCAGAAGCCAAACCCAAAGUAGCUAUGAUCGCUACUGUCGACUCAACGUUCUCCGAUCCACUAUUCAGCCGAUUUUCCAGCUUUAACAAGCUUCGUCGAUGUAUUGCAUAUUGGAUGCGAUAUUUUCGUGCUUUGAAAGCAGCCUCCAAGAAGACCACCAUCGUACCUUUUGAAUAUUUGACCACUGCUGACUUCCGUGAAGCAGAUAUCGCCCUUUGCCGACUAGCCCAGCGUGAAUCGUUUCCAAAGGAAAUUUCCAAUCUUCUCUCCGGCGAUAGAGUUGCAACGUCAUCGCCAUUGAAAUGGUUGAAACCGAAGAUCAGCGUAGAAGGCAUCAUCCGAGUCGGUGGGAGACUCGGCAACGCCGCUGUUUCCGAAGAUGCCAAAUUUCCAAUUCUCCUUUCGUCAAAACAUCCGCUAGCGAUUCUGCUGGUCAAGUACUACCAUCAUACCCUGCUGCAUGCUGGUCCCCAACUAAUGCUUGCCACAAUUGGCCAGAAGUUCUGGAUCAUUGGUGGCCGAAACUUAGUUCGUCGCAUAUACCACCAGUGCCAUACGUGCUUCCGUAGUAAACCCGUCUUGGUGCAGCAGAGUAUCGCCGAUCUACCAACGUCAAGAGUCACACCAACAAGACCGUUCGCCGUAUGCGGGAUAGACUAUUGUGGUCCCGUGUAUAUCAAGUCUCCGAUACGCAACCGAGCCCCAACAAAGGCAUACAUCGCUAUUUUUGUAUGUUUUGCAGUCCGUGCCGUGCACAUCGAGCUGGUUUCCGACCUAUCUACGGCGGCUUUCUUAGCCGCACUCCGCCGUUUCGUCGCCCGACGUGGAUGGAUGAGUGAAAUCCACAGCGACAACGGUACUGCCUUUAAAGGUGCAGCAAACGAGCUGCACAGAAUCUACGAGAUGCUGAAAUCCAACGAAACGGAUCGGAAACAAAUCCUCGACUGGUGCGCGGAACAUGAAAUUGUUUGGCGUUUCAUCCCUCCACGAGCACCGCACUUUGGCGGGCUGUGGGAGGCCGCCGUUAAAUCAGCCAAGAACCACUUAUUACGCGAAAUUGGCACAGUCAACGUAACCUAUGAGGACAUGGUCACUCUAUUAGCCCAAGUGGAAAUGUGCCUGAAUUCCAGGCCCCUGGUUCCAAUUCCCACCGAUCCGUCAGACCUGAAGGUAUUAACGCCAGGACACUUCCUGAUCGGAACCAGUUUCCAAGCCGUCCCAGAUAUCAACUUAAGCGACAUCCAGGACAACCGUCUAACUCAUUUCGAGCUCACACAGAAGCGAUUCCAGCGAAUCUGGUCCAGGUGGGCACCAGAAUAUCUCCAGCAACUACAGUCGCGAGCGACCAAGUCCAGCUCUCCCGUCACAAUCACACCAGGCGCUGUUGUGGUGAUAAAGGACGAUAACCUGCCACCAAUCCAGUGGCCGCUCGGAAGGAUCACCAAGGUGCAUCCGGGCAAGGACGGCGUGGUACGCGUCGUCACCCUAAGAACUGCAACCACCGAAGCUGUCGUCCGACCGGUUGCAAAGAUUGCGCUGCUGCCGAUGCAGGAGCAUCUAGAAUCCGUAAAUGACCAGGUAGAGCACGCCAAAAUUGCUCGAGGCCUUCGUGGGAAUCAAGCAGGUAAUUGCGGUUCCAAUACCUUACAGUAA